This is a messenger RNA of Octodon degus (degu), 2351 nucleotides long. RefSeq names its product malonyl-CoA-acyl carrier protein transacylase (gene Mcat). Bases 38 to 1216 code for a protein of 392 amino acids. The transcript has 4 exons. NCBI's taxonomy places the organism in Eukaryota, Metazoa, Chordata, Mammalia, Rodentia, Octodontidae. The record is from RefSeq and is a predicted model, not a curated record. Gene Ontology annotation, molecular function: transferase activity.
AGUCGCCGCAGUAACGCGCGCGCCGAGCACUCCCAGCAUGAGCGCCCGGGUCGCUCGAGUCGCGCGGGCCCGAGGCUGGGGCGUCCGCUUCUCUCGCGGCGCCUCGAGCUUCCCGGUGCCCCCGCCGGGCGCCGUGGAUGUGGCGGAGCUGCUGCGGGACGCCACCGCGGCAGCGGAGGAGCCCUCGGCGGCGCCGGCGUGGCGGAGGACGCCCGGGCAGCGCUCCGUGCUGCUGUUCCCCGGCCAGGGCAGCCAGGAGGUGGGCAUGGGCCGCGGGCUGCUGGGCUUCCCGCGCGUGCGCGAGCUCUACGACGCCGCGCGCCGCGUGCUGGGCUACGACCUGCUGGAGCUCAGCCUGCACGGGCCGCAGGAGGACCUGGACCGCACCGUCCACUGCCAGCCCGCCGUCUUCGUGGCUUCCCUGGCCGCCGUGGAGAAGCUACACCACCUGCAGCCGGCGGUGAUCGAGAACUGUGUCGCUGCUGCUGGGUUCAGUGUGGGGGAAUUUGCAGCCCUCGUCUUUGCCGGAGCCAUGGAGUUUGCUGAAGGGCUGUAUGCUGUGAAGGUCCGUGCUGAGGCCAUGCAAGCGGCGUCGGAAGCUAUCCCCAGCGGGAUGCUGUCUGUGCUUGGCCAGCCACAGUCCAAGUUCGCCUCCGCCUGUCUGGACGCCCGGGAGCACUGUAGGUCCUUGGGCAUCGAGGAUCCCGUGUGCGAGGUGUCCAACUACCUCUUCCCGCACUGCAGGGUCAUCUCAGGACACCUGGAGGCCCUGCAGUUCCUCCGGCAGAACUCCUCCAAGUACCACUUUCGGCGCACCAAGAUGCUGCCGGUGAGCGGCGGCUUCCACACUCGCCUCAUGCAGCCGGCCGUGGAGCCCCUGGCACAGGCUCUGAAGGCCAUCGACAUUAAGCAGCCCCUGGUCUCCGUGCAUGCCAACGUGAGUGGGCACAGGUAUGCAAACGCCCAGCACAUCCGGAAGCUGCUGGGGCAGCAGGUGGUGUCCCCAGUGAAGUGGGAGCAGACCAUGCACGCCAUCUACGAGCGCAGGCGGGGCACCGCCUUCCCCAGGACGUGGGAAGUUGGCCCCGGGCAGCAGCUGGGCAGCAUCCUGCGGAGCUGUAACCUGCAGGCCUGGAAGUUCUACGACCAUGUGGACGUGCUGCGGGCUGGUGAGGAUCCAAGUGAGGUCCCAGACCCCGAGCAGUCUCUGCGGUGACCCCACAGGCCAGAGCCAGGACACAGUCUUCAGCCCCCGCAUAGAAGAGAGUGGAAGGAUUGCUUGCCCGUGCUUUGGAAGAACAAAGGUCUCUGUGGUGACCCAGUCUGUCCCCUCCCUCUGGGAAAUGCUCAUGUGCUAGGGACAAGGCGCAUGGUGCUUCCAUGGAGCUAGAUGUACUGUGGAUGGUGGGCCCCUGCCAGCCUGGGCAGGGCAACUCCUCUGGCCCUGUCUCUGCAAGGCCUCAGCAGCCAGCCUAGAUUCAGCAGCCAGCAACAGCUGGAAGACUUGAGUCCUGUGUCCCUCGUGUGUCCAGAAAGUGUAGCACACACCUGCUGUGUGCAGAGUCGUGGCAGGGACAGUGUACAGGUGUGGCCGAGCCGUGGGCUACAGAUAGGGGCACCCAGGUGUCCCACUGGUGCUGGUGCUGAACACAGCCUUUGUGAGCCACCUGAGCCCUGUGUGGUCUCUUGGUGUCGGGAACCGUGCGGUAACAUGCUCCUGGCAUGUCGUGUCUUUGGUAGCCCCUGCACAGGUGCAGGCCACGCUCCAGGCGCUUCUCGGUGGGGGCCCUGCUGGCCUAGGGGCAUAUGGACUGCCCCCUCUUUGGCAGCUGUCCCGAUGCGAGGGACACUGUCACGUUGCCAGGCAUUGUGACUCCACAGCCACACACGCUUCCACACAGCCCUGGCUGAGUGCCACUGCAGCUUAGGAACUCUUCAUCUUGGCCUCAGUGAGUACUGGCGGCAGCACGGGAAUUCGUGCUUCCCAAGACAGAAUCUUGUCUGUUGCCCAGGCUGGUCUUCCACUCCUGGGCUUGGGAUGCACCUGCCUCAGCCUCCAGGGUAGCUGGGACUAAAGGUGCACGCCAAGUGGGACCGUUCUGUGCGUCCUGGGGGCUGAAGCCAGGUUCACUGUAGCCCAGCUCUCUCUCUGUUUUAUCUUUAUCUCUCACCAAGUCCUGCAGGCUGGGCUCAAAUUUAUAAUUGUUUUGCCAGAGCCUCCCCAAGUGCUGGAUUAUAGGUGUGCACUAGAACACCCAGCUACAAAGAACUUUUUACAUAGCUGGGAUUGAACUCGGGGCUUUAUACCAAGGUACUUCCUCAGCCCCCAUUUCUUUCUCUCUUUCUUUUUU